UUUAUACUUUUUAAAACAGAAAAAUAAAAGUGAUAAUUUGUAAAUGGCGCUUCUUAUAAAUAGCUGUAAUCAUCUCGCGUCAUAUAUUUUGGAAAGUUCUGAUAGAUUUUUUUACGAUUUAGGUGUGUCAAUAGCGAAACAUCCAUGGAAAACUAUUCUAUAUUGUUGGAUAUUUGUUGCAUUAAGUGUAGUAGGCUUAGUACGGUUUCGUCAAGAGAAAAAUCCUCUAAAUUUGUGGGUGCCACCUGAUUCGAAUUUUCAUAGUGAUACAUUAUGGUUAAUGGAAAAUUUUAAAACUGCGAUACGUCCACAAACUGUUUUAGUCACUGCGGAAAAUGUGUUAACACCAAAUGUUUUACGACAGGUGGCCGAGCUAAGUCAAAAGAUUAAGAAGGUUCAGACAAGUAAUGGCAUGGUUAAAUGGGACGAUGUUUGUUUUAAAGCACCAAUGUUGGAACUAUCUUUUGCAGAACGCUCAAAAAUUGAUCCCAAUGAUGAUAACAUAACAAAUUUUUUUGACGAAUUCGAUCCUAGCGUAGAUUUAAAUAUACAUCUUUACUGUGCAAUCCUAGACAAUAUGAAAUUAGGAUGUAUCGAAUGGAACAUUGUUGAUAUUUGGAAAUAUGAUCCAGAAAAAAUUAGCGAAUUAACAAAUGAAGAUAUUAUUGACGAUAUUAAUUCUGUAGCAAUUAGUCCUGUGUCGGGACAUCCAAUGAAUUAUUCCUCUUUACUGGGUGGUGUCAAACGUAAUUCAACUGGUCACAUUAUAUCAGCGGAAUCGUUGGUAGCGUUAUGGAUGGUUAAUGUAAAUUUUGAGGAUGUAGAUAUGAAUGUUGCUGGAAACGAUGCUGGGACCGCGGAUUGGGCUUCAGAAUCAUCUUUGAAAUGGGAAAAAGCAUUUUUAAAUACAAUGGAAAAAUUAUCGAAAAAUGUUACUGAUGACGUCAAAGUUUUUUAUGAAGCAAGUCGAAGUUUUGGAGAUGUUAGCGGAGCGACCAUGUUUCAAGAUAUUGAUAAAUUAGCAAUUGGAAUUACCUUAAUGGUGAUUUAUGUACAAUUAGUAUUAUCAAAUUAUAAUUGGAUUGAAUUUAGGGCAAUUUUAGGUGGAUUUGGUUUAUUGUGUGUUGGAAUGGCUUUUAUAUCAGCCUGUGGAAUUUGUUCGUUAAUUGGAAUAUCAUACGGACCGGUACAUACUUCAUUACCAUUUUUAUUAAUGGGAUUAGGAAUUGACGAUAUGUUUGUCAUGAUGGCAAGUUGGAAUCAGCUGGAUCAAUUGGACAAAGUUGAUCUAAACAUUUGUAUUGGAAAAAUGUUACGUCAUGCUGGUCCUUCUAUAACGCUUACUACAUUUACAGAUGUACUUGCUUUUAUAAUUGGAGCUUCUACGAUUUUACCAUGCUUACAAUCAUUCUGUUUUUACGCUGCCGUUGGUGUUUUUCUAACUUUUGUAUUUGCUGUAACAUUCUUCACAGCGUGUUUUACGUUAGAUCAGAAACGUAUUAAAAAUGAUUAUAAUGCAUUUAUUUUUUGUUACAAACAUCCUGAUUAUAAGUAUCCAGCAUGGAGUCAACGGAAUUAUUCUUCAAGUAUUUUUGAAGCUGUUUAUUCUAAAUUUAUUUUAACGAGACCAGGAAAAGUAUUAGUAAUUUUGAUUACAUUAAUUACUUUUGGUGUAAGUUUACAAAGUGCGAUGGAAUUAGAACAAAGAUUUGAUCCAUAUUGGUUUAUACCAGCUAAUACAUAUUUACAUGCCUAUUUGAAAGAACGGAAUGAGUACUUUCCACAAAUGGGAUAUGAAGGCAUUGUAUUUUUUGGAAAAUUAAAUUAUUCACAUGAAUUUAUGAACAUACAUAAUAUGGCGUUGAAAUUGAAAGAACGUACGGAUAUCGUUAAUAAUGUGGAUACUUGGACUGUACCAUUUAUUGAAUACGCUAAAGCUUUAAAUGCAGAUUUCAAACCAUAUAAUAUGUCAGACGAAAUUUGGAGCGAAUACAUCGGAAAAUUUUUAUACAGCCCUAGAGGUGCACGCUAUCAAAGAAAUUUUCGUUUUGAAACUGAUCUACUUUGUGGACUUCCAGCACCUCCAACAACAGUUGCUGGUUUUGAGUUUCGUUUUAAUAUUUUUAAAGGACCUGAAGAAACAUUACCAGCAAAACAAGCCGUAGAAAAUAUAGUUCGGAACAAUAGCAUAACAACAGGCGAUAGAUUUGCCACGGUUUGGGCAAAAAUUUUUGGUAGUUGGGUUACAGAUGAGGUGAUAGAAGUUGAAGUUAUAAGAAAUUUGAUGCUUGCAUUGGCUUGCGUUAUGUUUUGUACCGUGAUACUCGUUACAAAUUUACAAAUGUGUGUAUGGAUAUUUGUAUGUGUAUUGCUUACAAUGAUUAAUGUUUGCGGUUAUAUGCAACGGUGGGGUUUGACUAUUGACUUAGUUGCAUGUAUUGGAUUAGAGUUGGCAAUUGGAUUAUGUGUUGAUUAUGCAACGCAUAUAGGACAUACAUUUUUAACAAAUACUACGGGUAAUCGCAAAAGUCGAGCAAUUGCUACUGUUUCAUAUGUUGGUAGCGCUGUCUUUUAUGGAGGUGGAUCCACAUUAUUGGCUCUGUCUAUGUUAAGUCAAUCUGAGGCAUACGUUUUUCAGUCAUUUUUUAAGAUAUUUUUCCUGGUCGUGGUUUUUGGACUAUUCCACGGUGUUGUGUUCUUGCCUGUAGUUUUAAGUAUAAUUGGUCCGCCGCCUUAUCAAUAUUUACGUAUGCCUCAAUCUAAUGAAGCUCAAAAAGAAAUGGAUAAUGAGGGUUCUGAUGCAUUCGAAGGAGUGCCAACAAUAGAAUUAAAAGAAAAUUUUGCGUAAAUAUUUCGACACAACUAGCACAUUAUAUGACAAUCAAUUUUUUAUUUAUCUCUUUUUUUAUACAUUUUGUAUUUUAUUGAUAUUAUUUUCUGUACCCUGUGAUAAAAUAUUCUUUACUUGAUGAUGUGUAGUAGUUAAGAUUUUUCUGAUUAGCCUUCUUGCCAAUGGUGGAUUUAGCUUUUUGCUGCUAUAGGCUGAUAGCUUCAUACCGUCUUACCCACGCAAGUAGGGUUACAAACUUAUAUCUCCCAAAAACUAAAAAUUCUAAUAAUACUAAUAAAUUCGGUUAGUGAAUAAAAAAACUCUUAAUAAUGUGAGUCAUUUUUUAGGACCUUUGGAAAAUGAUAUGUUUUUUAUGAGCUACUGUGUUCCUUUUAAGUUUUAAGUUGUUUCCAAACAGGGUAAACUAGUGGCUCGCUUUCUUUUGCGAAAAUGUGCUUUUAGUUUGACAUUAAUUAGUCAAUCUGAAGAACGGAGAAAAUUCAUUAUGCUCCGGUGUAAAACGGGAGGGUUGACAACUGCACUUGACAAAUAUUUGACAAAAUAAAGCAAAGGAGGUCUACAAUUUAAUGCAAAUGUAAUCAAUGAAAACUUAAGUAUGAAGCUUACAUCAAUAUUGUUUUGUUUACCGUUAAAAUUACCGCUUUAAGCUAAAACCACCUGCUCAGUCUAUACCAAAAUCCGCCUCAGUUUAUUGCACAAAGUUUUAUGAUAUUUCCAAUAAUUUUCAAUAAAGACUGUUAAACAUU
Chrysoperla carnea is the source of this 3597-nucleotide messenger RNA. Its product is annotated as NPC1-like intracellular cholesterol transporter 1. Gene Ontology annotation, cellular component: membrane. Bases 44 to 2848 code for a protein of 934 amino acids. The transcript has 14 exons. The record is from RefSeq and is a predicted model, not a curated record. Lineage: Eukaryota; Metazoa; Arthropoda; Insecta; Neuroptera; Chrysopidae.